GACGGUAAUGGUUCAAUCUCAUCCAAAGAAUUGGGUGUUGCCAUGAGGACAUUAGGCCAGAAUCCAACCGAGCAAGAACUGUUGGAUAUGAUCAACGAGGUGGAUUUCGAUGGCAGUGGAAGCAUUGAAUUUCCUGAAUUUUGUCAAAUGAUGAAACGAAUGAAUAAGGUUCGUAAUAUCUCCUCAUAA
Anisakis simplex (herring worm) is the source of this 189-nucleotide messenger RNA. NCBI's taxonomy places the organism in Eukaryota, Metazoa, Nematoda, Chromadorea, Rhabditida, Anisakidae. The record is from the annotation of a GenBank genome assembly.